AUGAACAAGAAGGAAAAUGGAACAAUUGGAUUUUGGACUCGCCCCCGGCUACGUGUCCUUUGGACCCUUCGCCCGCCCGCCACCAGUGGAAGCAAGCUAGCCCCCUAUGUUGGAAAGUUGGGGGAAGAGUGCAUUUCCAUCGCGAAAGAUUCAAUCCAGCCACAGGUUCCCCUACGGCUACCUUGUUACGACUUCACCCCAGUCGAAGACCCCACCGUGGUAUGCGCCAAUAAGACCACCAAAGGCCUUUGUGGCACUAGUGUGCCACAGAAGUCAUGGGUGAUCAUUGGUCCGAUGCUUCGGGCGAAACCAAUUCCCAGGGUGUGA
Messenger RNA from Capsicum annuum, 327 nucleotides. Lineage: Eukaryota; Viridiplantae; Streptophyta; Magnoliopsida; Solanales; Solanaceae. The record is from the annotation of a RefSeq genome assembly.